AAUAAUUCCAAGAUGGAGGCGAAGAAUUGUCAUGAAAGGAUACUUUCCCGGGUAUUUCACGUAUCUCUAACAACCGGGAUUGUCCUUAUUCUAGUGCUUAAAGAUACAGAACUUAGAAGAGCUUGUUUUGAUGGGAACUGGUUGUAUGUCGCAGCGUUCAUGUCGCUUUGUUUCAUCGGUUUCAUUUUCUACUUUGUUGCAAGCUGCAUGGAUCCUGGUUUUGCUGAAAUAAGUGACGAAAAAAGUAUAAUGGUUUCUUUUGAGAAAGCAGAACAUGAAUCAGAGAGCCAGUCAGAUGGAGAAGAAGGCACUGAAGAAUCCUGUAAAAUUUUAGCCACUCCUUCCUUUGGUGGUGCUAGAUUGCGGCGCUGUGGAUACUGUGCCAUAUUACAGCCACUGCGAGCCAAACACUGUGAGGACUGUGGCCGUUGUGUGCGGAGAUAUGAUCAUCACUGUCCCUGGCUUGGAAAUUGUGUUGGGGAAAGAAAUCACAGAUUUUUUUGGUGCUUUCUUUUGACUCAAUGUGUUCUAAUUGCAUGGGCCACUGAAAUAACCUGGUAUGCUUUUAUGUACAAGAAAGAGUGGUUGGCCUGGUUCCUUGCAAAUGGUUUCCUGAUUUUUGCAAUGUUUGUGCUGGGUCUUACUUUUAUUGUAGUUUUUCUUUUAUUCUGCUGCCAUUCCUAUUUGAUGGUGACUGCUCAGACAACCUGGGAGUAUAUGUCUCGCUCAAGAAUUUCAUACCUGAAGACCCUCAGUGAAGACGUGAAUCCAUUUGAUCAAGGAGUAUUUUGUAAUGUGUACAGCUUCUUGUGUAGAUGCCGAGUGCAGAAAUGGGAAGUACUGCUGCGGCAGAGAGAUCGCUGGGCUUAGUCUAAUUAAUGUCAAAAAUAAUUUUUUUUCAAUUUACGCUAAUCUAAAUUAGGAAUUUUUAUUUUUGCCAGCUUUAUUUUUACCCAUUAUUUUCCUUCCUUUCUAAUUCCACAUUAUUAUAGGCCACAUGUAGAAGUUGUACAUAUGAUUUUAAAACAGCCCUCAAAGGUGCAACCAUGGUUUCCUUGGCUAGCAGAAGACAAUUUGCAUCUAAAUUUGUGGCUAUAGGUGUUAAUGUGAUAAUGUGUUUGGUUGUGAAAUACUGUGCCAAGCUGCAACAUUUUCACUUCUAAAUGUUUAUGGCCUUAAGGUGAACUGUGACAAACAUCUACAUGGAGGAUUUCAUAAUUUGGCACAAAAUUUUCUUUUUGGUGUUUCCCCUCUUUUUGCUUUUUUUUUUUCUGGUUUUUCAAACUUUACUUCUGGCAAUCACUUCGUGAUUUUAGCUUUUCAAAUGGUGUUUUUAGAAAUUUGAUUUGGAAUCCCUGAAGUGAUACUCAUGUAUACCCUUACUAAUACUAACAGAAGUG
This is a messenger RNA of Pocillopora damicornis (cauliflower coral), 1400 nucleotides long. RefSeq names its product palmitoyltransferase ZDHHC12-A. Lineage: Eukaryota; Metazoa; Cnidaria; Anthozoa; Scleractinia; Pocilloporidae. Gene Ontology annotation, biological process: protein targeting to membrane; peptidyl-L-cysteine S-palmitoylation. The record is from RefSeq and is a predicted model, not a curated record. Gene Ontology annotation, cellular component: endoplasmic reticulum; Golgi apparatus. Gene Ontology annotation, molecular function: protein-cysteine S-palmitoyltransferase activity.